Eleginops maclovinus (Patagonian blennie) is the source of this 1337-nucleotide messenger RNA. RefSeq names its product polycomb group ring finger 6 (gene pcgf6). Gene Ontology annotation, biological process: regulation of transcription by RNA polymerase II. Lineage: Eukaryota; Metazoa; Chordata; Actinopteri; Perciformes; Eleginopidae. The record is from RefSeq and is a predicted model, not a curated record. The coding region runs from base 413 to 1255 and encodes 280 amino acids. Gene Ontology annotation, cellular component: PRC1 complex. The transcript has 9 exons.
UGAUGUUGCCGCUGCAGUUUCUGUAUCACGCGCGAUUAGGUUAAGUAGAGUCGGUAGCGCGAGAGUAAAUGACGACCCGGAGUAUAUGAAGUUAAGAAGUAGCUUUAUUUCGUAUUGAAGUUGUCUUUUGUGGUAUUAGCAAGAUUCGGGGCGUUUAACCUAGGUAACUGAGGUCACAUUAGUAACCAAUCUGUAUGUUGUAAAAAUCUAUUUUCACAUUUAUUUCAAUGUAUUCAAUGUUAGCCGGCUAGCCACGCAUAGCUUACUUCGUAGGCAACUCCAUAUAACGUCGACGUGUUGAGCUUAUUUGAUAUUUUAAAACAACAUUUAAGUUAAACGUUCUUCUCAUAUCUUAAAGAGGAAGCAGAGUUUGUAUUGUAUGUUAACGUAGUGUUUUAAACAGCUGUUGGGAAUGUUGCCUGUACAAGCUCGCUGGAGUAAUGGUGGGACAACUAACAUAUCAGACAGCGAUUCAGAGGACGAGCCCAAGAUUCCCCUCAAUCAAUUCUAUCCACAUAUCCGCUGUGCCCUGUGCAGCGGAUUCCUCAUCGAUGCCAGCACCAUCACUGAGUGCCUGCACACAUUUUGCAAAAGCUGCAUCGUGAAGCACUUCUUCUACGACAACCGGUGUCCAACAUGCAGCAUUGUAGUCCACCAGACACAACCCAUGUACAACAUCAGGCCUGACAGACAACUGCAGGAUAUUGUUUACAAAAUGGUUCCCUUCCUGGAGGAGUGUAAGAACAGUACAUGGGCAGUCACAUUUCUUUUGAUGGUUUUCAUAUCCUUUAUCUCUUUGAACUCUGUUUCCACAGACGAAAGACAACAAAUGUGUAAAUUCUACAAGGAGAGGGGGCUGGAAGUGCCAACAUCAGUUAUGAUGUCUCCGUGUCCUGUUGUCCUGAAGAGGCAGAAGAAAGACAACAUUCCCCCGUCUGUGUUCACCAUUCCUCCUGAGCUGAAUGUGUCUCUGCUGCUGGAAUUUGUUGGGGCUGAAGAAGGCAUCGAUAAUUAUAAGCCGUUAGAGAGGCGGUACCUCCGUGUUUCGGGCGAGGCCACUGUGCGCCACGUGGAGGUUUUCAUCAGGAGGAGGAUGGAGCUGAGCUCAGCAUGCCAGGUGGAUGUGGUUUGUGGAGAUCACCUCCUCGAUCACUUCCAGUCAAUCAAGGACAUUCAGAGCUUUGUGGGUGAGGAGGGAGUGCAGGACGGUGUGUUGGUGCUGCACUUUGGCCUGGUCCUGCCCUUCCAGCCUUGAGCACGAGAGGUGGAUGUAUUCUAAGAAUUCAUGACUUGGAUUUCCUGUAUUUAACUGUCUGAAAUUAAAAGAUUUAAAACUG